AUUAAUGGAUUCAAUAUUAACUCUAUUGGUGUAUACAAUUUCUUCAAUUUCAAUUACUAAAAUACGAAUUUGUGUAAGAGGAGGAGUGUAUAAAGCGGGUAGCGUGUACACGUAAUAUCAAAGUAAUGAGUUUUUCAAGAAAAUGUUGGCAAUAUAUUGACGACUACCUAAGAAACUCCUCAUUGCAUGGAUUGAGUUAUGUUGGAGAUUCUACACUAUCGUUUGCGGAAAGAUUCUGUUGGUUAUUGUGUUUUAUCGGCGCAGCAUCUUUUGCCGGUUAUUGGGUCAGUCUAAUAUAUAUUAGGCAAGUGCCAGUUACGAUCACUGAAAACCCCACGCCAGUGUUCGUAUCAGACAUUCCCUUUCCAACUGUCACAGUGUGCAAUGUGAACAGAGUAAAACGUUCAGCAGCCCACAGAAUGCUAAAUGAAACCAAUCAUUCGAUAACAAAAGAUAUGUUGAAAGAUUUCUGUCGCUCAAACUUUGUAAGUAUAACUGCAGCAAACGCUACUACGGGAAGUUUCCCAUCGGUUGAUAUAAAUCACUUCUUCUCGCAGAUUGGUCAUUCAUGUUCCGAUAUGGUAAUGCGGUGUUUUUGGAAAUCUGAAGAAAUUGAUUGUAAAAAAUGGAUGAAUCCCACAAUAACACAAGAAGGACUUUGUUGCACCUUUAAUUUAAUGCCCAGCAGCUACAUAUUGCGAUACAGAUCCAACAGUGACAGAUUAAAGUACACCUACCCUAUAAUAGUCGAGGAGUGGGAUCAAGAACGUGGAUUCUCUAGAAACCCCAUCCUUGAAAGCAUACCGUGGAGGUCUGAGGGUGCCGGUGUUUUUUUUGGUCUGAGCUUGAUACUCAAUGCAAAUCUAAGUGAAUAUUACUGUGGAUUUCGUAAAAGUUCUGGAUUUAAGGUUAUACUUAACAACCCUUUAGAAUUGGUAGGGUAUUCAAGGCAAAUACCUCUUCAACGCGAGACUUGGAUGGAGAUUGAAGCUUUCGUGAAAGAAACUGACAAAGAUACUCGUUCCAUACCGUUUGGAAACCGCCUCUGCUACUUUAACAGUGAGAGAUAUUUAAGAUUUUUCAGGUGAUUGUCAAUUGAUUUGUGAAUAUGAAUUUGUUCAGCACGCAUGUUAGCAUCUAAUACCUACA
Molecule: messenger RNA, 1149 nt
Organism: Photinus pyralis (common eastern firefly)
Lineage: Eukaryota; Metazoa; Arthropoda; Insecta; Coleoptera; Lampyridae
Product: pickpocket protein 28-like
Exons: 7
Coding region: 126-1088 (320 amino acids)
Biological process (GO): sodium ion transmembrane transport
Cellular component (GO): membrane
Molecular function (GO): ligand-gated sodium channel activity
Source: RefSeq, a predicted model, not a curated record